Naegleria fowleri is the source of this 3051-nucleotide messenger RNA. RefSeq lists its product as uncharacterized. The coding region runs from base 1 to 3051 and encodes 1016 amino acids. Gene Ontology annotation, molecular function: deoxycytidyl transferase activity; damaged DNA binding; DNA-directed DNA polymerase activity. Gene Ontology annotation, cellular component: nucleus. The record is from RefSeq and is a predicted model, not a curated record. Lineage: Eukaryota; Heterolobosea; Eutetramitea; Acrasida; Naegleriidae. Gene Ontology annotation, biological process: error-prone translesion synthesis; error-free translesion synthesis. The transcript has 3 exons.
AUGAUCAACAACACCGGUAACCCCAACCAUUCUUCUGAGUCCAAUAAAAAGCACAACAACGCGUCUACAACACUAUUUGCCGAUGAAGGAUGGACCGAUAGAGAUCACUAUUUCAAAGUAAAGAAAAUGAAAUUGGACGAACGAUGGAAAGGACAAUCUUCCCUCUCGUCGAACAACAACAACAACACUUCUUCUUCAUCGGAAGUUUCUAGCAACCACACAGCACCACCAGCAAAACCCUUUUUUGAUGGAUUAAUUAUGAAUAUUGAUGGAUAUACGGAACCGUCGAAUGUGGUCCUCGUCGGUUUAAUAACAAAACAUGGUGGUUCGUAUCGGCAGUUUUUCGACAGCUCGGUAACCCAUUUGCUGGCCUGCGAGUUGGCUCAUUCCCGGUUGAAGGAAUUAAUGAAACGAAAACAUCCUCCAAUUAUUGUACAUCCUAGAUGGAUUAUGGAUUGUGUCAAAACAGAAUGUUUACUUUCUGUAAAGGAUUACCUCAUUGUGGAUCAUACACGAAACACGAUUCAACACAAGGAUUUGCGUUCAUUCACAAUGGUGAAUCGAAUGAAUUCUGCCAAUGGUGUUAUUCAGCAAAAACAGAUUGAAGACACAAGUAGCAGUAGUGGACAUCAUCAUGAUGUAACCACGACGAAUUCUCAUUCCAUUCAUUCAGAACGUAAUAUUUCUGAGGCGUCGCUUUCAUCAACCAUAUGUGAUCAAACAAAGGAUGAAAUUCCAUUUAAUUUCGCCCUUACUCCCACCACCAACAGAUCAACUGUGAAAAUCAAAAAGAAAACUCAGCCAUCACAGACGGCACAAUGCCAUCAACAAUCAGCACAACCAGUACCACCACUGCAACAGAAACAUGCUCUCAUUCAACCUCCAUCAUUUCAUGCUCCACCUAAACCACCUCACCAGAAAUUUAUUCCACCCAAACGUCCGCCCACAUCCUCAGAGAAUAAUCGUCACACUACAAAUAACUUGAUGAACAACACAACUCCCAAUAAUUUUGAAAAUAUCAAUAAGGAUGGCAAGCAUUCAAACAAAGAAUUCCUGACAAAAAGUGCUGCAAACGAUCCAAAUUUCAUUGACCAUUACAUGAACAACAGUCGUUUGCACUUUAUUAGCACGUGGAGAAACAAGAAAAAGCAAACAAAUCCAUCUGGAUCUAUUACAGAGAAGAAAGGCCUCUACGUGGUUCACAUUGAUAUGGAUUGCUUUUUUGCUUCAAUUGCCAUGAGAGACAAUCCUUCACUUAGAAACAAACCUAUUGCUGUGUCAUACUCAAAUGAUGGAAAUAGUGACAUUUCUUCGGCUAAUUAUUGUGCGAGAGAGUUUGGAGUAAGAGCAGGAAUGUGGUCGAAACAAGCUCGUGAAUUGUGCCCUGAAUUAAUUGUUGUACCUUAUGAGUUCGAAAAGUAUGAAGAAGCCGCCUCCAAGGUCCAUGAAAUUCUGAAUAAUCAUUGUGAACGAGUGAAAAUUAUGUCCAUAGAUGAAGCGUAUAUUGAGAUAUCCAAUGAAUUACAGAAUGGAACCCAAGAAGAGUUGGAAAAGUUUGUUUCAUCUAUUCGGUCUGAGAUUGAAAAAGAGACAGGAUGUACUGCCUCUGCAGGUAUGUCCACAAAUCAACUCUUGGCAAGAAUGGCUACCAAAGUUGCCAAACCAAAUGGUCAAUAUUUUCUUCAUCCAAAUGAUGCCGUGAAACACAUUGAAAAAUUGAAUAUUGAAGACAUCCCCACUGUUGGAUGGAAGACCAAAAAAUUCUUCAAUGAAAUGAGUGUCUUUUCAUGCGCGCAGCUGUUAAAGUAUUCAUUGACAGAAAUUAAGGAGUUAAUUGGAGAGAGAAAAGGAGAAACUCUUUACAAUUACUUGAGAGGCGUUGACAAGAGAGGCUUUUUUGAUGACUCUGCAAGGAAAUCUGUCGGGGUUGAGGUAAAUUAUGGAAUUAGGUUUACUGAACUUCGACAAGUUCACGAGUUUAUAGAUAAAUUGUCCAUGGAAAUCAGUGGACGACUGAAAAGCGAACAAAUUAAGGGAAAGGAGAUUGUGCUUAAGGUAAAAAAACGGAGAGAGGGAAUUAUUGAAUCAACCAAGUUCCUUGGCCAUGGCAUUUGUGACAAUUUCUCUAAAUCUUGUUCCGUUCCUUACUUUACAGAUGAUGUAGACAUGAUUUCAAGAAAGGUUAAAGACUUGUACAAACAAUUUGAGAUUGAGCCUGAAGAUUUUAGAGGCAUCGCUAUUCAAAUUAAAAAGUUGAAUAAUUAUCAGCCAGCAAAGGACGGAUCCUCAACAUUAACAAAAUACCUCAAUCAAGCACAAACAGAAACAGCAGAACCACCGCAGGAUAUACCAUCAGAAUAUGACCAUCAGAAUGCAAAACACCACAAUAAUUAUCACACGAGUAAUGAUUUUGGAAAGAAAAAAUCAAAAAAACACAAUCAUGACAACACAGAUGCUCAUGCUUUUAGAAUGGAUGAAUAUUGCGAAUUAGACAAUAUUGCAAAAGGAGGAUACGAUCAACCCAUUUCUUUCUCAUUCAUUGAACAAAUGCCUUGGGAUAUUAAACGUGAAAUAAUCCAUGACCUUACCAAGCAAAAAAGAGAAAAGGAAAAACAAGAACGACAAAAGCAGCUUGCUGAAAACAUUCGAGAGGUCAAACUUGAACAACAUUCGACCAUUUCUGAAGAAUCUCUGACUUUAUUAUUUUCAACACAACAAGUUGAUAAUACUUCGUUACUUCAAGAUACCAUAUACAGUUGGUUUCAUGAAAAUGAAGAAGAUUUUUACAAUGAUGCAGAAAUAGCCAACUUGUUUGUUGAAUUGGUCAUGCAAAUUUUGAAUCAACUUGCAAACGACAUGAAUUUACUUGCUGCUAAACGAAUUGUGAAGUUUGUAAGAAAGUUAUUGGUGGAUGCUCAGCAGGAAAAUCUCGAUGUUGUGGAUGAACAACGAUUAGAAAUGGCUCGUUCUGUUGCAGAUACCAUUAAUUUGGCUUUUCAGCAGGAAAUUGUAUCAAAACAAUUCUCAGAUUGCGUUGUUCCCACUUUUUAG